Molecule: messenger RNA, 731 nt
Organism: Thalassophryne amazonica
Lineage: Eukaryota; Metazoa; Chordata; Actinopteri; Batrachoidiformes; Batrachoididae
Product: nectin-1-like
Exons: 3
Coding region: 1-717 (238 amino acids)
Biological process (GO): homophilic cell-cell adhesion; heterophilic cell-cell adhesion
Cellular component (GO): adherens junction
Source: RefSeq, a predicted model, not a curated record
AUGUUAACUCCUGGUGUACCAGCAGCAACAGUCCUGCUGUGUCGUGAUCCCACUGGCGUUCAUGGCACAGGUAUUCGUACUGGAAAGGUAAGGGUAAUUGGAGUAAAAGGACGUAAUGUUACCUUGCCAUGUGUAAUGAAAGAAACGAAGGAGUCCACCUCGCAAGUUUCCUGGCAGAGGAAUACGAGGAAAACACCUCACAAUUCCAACUUCUUCACCGUCACUGCAGACGAUCCCUUGGUUUUCAGUGGUGACACUUCACGAUUUGUGUUUACUGGGAGCCUUCAGGAACAUAUUGGCUCUCUGCAGCUCAUCAGUGUGACAGUGGAGGAUGAAGGUUUAUAUACCUGCAUCUUCACGUUGUUUCCCAGUGGCAACGUUGACACAAAAAUCCAGCUGACUGUCAUUGUCCCUCCUGUCACAAGUCUGACACAUGAGCAUCUUGUUUUGGGUAAUGAGAAUGUUACCCUCGCAACGUGCACGGCUGCUGAUUCCAAGCCUCCUGUUCAAGUGAAAUGGCUGACCGGGGAUUUGAAAGGAGUGCGAGCAACAAUCAGCAAUACUUCACAUCCAAACGGGACGACAACCACAGUCAGCACUCUGGUCGGGGUACCAACCCAAGAGAUGAAUCAUCAGCUGGUCCGAUGCCGCAUCACAUAUGUAGCUCUGUCGAAGGAGGAAACCCUGUCCUUCAGUCUACAGGUCAAUUGUAUGUGAACUUUUCUGUUUGU